Molecule: messenger RNA, 2301 nt
Organism: Dictyostelium discoideum AX4
Lineage: Eukaryota; Evosea; Eumycetozoa; Dictyosteliales; Dictyosteliaceae
Gene: wdr91
Product: WD40 repeat-containing protein
Exons: 3
Coding region: 1-2301 (766 amino acids)
Biological process (GO): early endosome to late endosome transport; negative regulation of phosphatidylinositol 3-kinase/protein kinase B signal transduction
Cellular component (GO): late endosome membrane; early endosome membrane
Molecular function (GO): phosphatidylinositol 3-kinase inhibitor activity
Source: RefSeq, a predicted model, not a curated record
AUGAAUAGUUCAAAUUUAAAUUAUUUGGAUGAACUUGUAAAGGAAUAUUUAAUAUUUAGGGGAUUUACACAAACCAAUCAUUACUUUUCAUUAGAAAAGAAAGGUGAUAAAUUAAAAGGAUUUCAAGUAGAUAGAAUAUUAGAACAAAUUAAUAUUUAUAUUUCAAGUUAUGAUAUAAACCAUUUAGUAGAGUUAUGGAAUUUCUUAGAUAUAACUUUUUUUAGUAAAAUCGAUUACAAUAAAAGUAAUGCCUAUAAUAAUAAUAAUAACAAUAACAAUAAUUAUAAUUCAAAUCAUAAUAGUAAUGGUAGUUACACAUCUUAUAGAAACAAUAACAAUGAUUUACAAUCUACAAUUAAAAAAUUAUCAUCAUCUCUCCGAAAAUAUUAUGUAAUUUAUGCAAUAAAUAAUAAUAAAAUUGAUAAAGUUAAAGAAUUUUUCGAUCAAUAUAGUUUAGAAUUAUUAAAAGAUCCCGAUUGGCAAUCUUGGUUUGCAUUACCAUAUAUUAGAAACCCACAAUCUGAUCCAUUAUUUGAAAUUUAUUUUUCAAAAACUUGGUCAGAAGCAUUUUCACUUUCAUUAAGAAAUUUUUUAUCAACUAUAUUUAAAAACAUACCAUUACCAAAAAUUUUACAAUUUAAUUUAGAAAGACAGAAUAGAAAAAGAUUAGAAACACAAGUUGAAAAUUUAUUAUCAAUAAAUGAAGAAUUAAGAUCACAAGUUGAUAAAUUAGAAUAUCAAAAUAAAAGAGAUCAAAAUAAUAGUGGAUCAAAUAAUAAUAGCAAUAAUAAUAGCAAUAGUGGAUUUACAAUUGGUAAUGUAAGUCAAAGAAAAGAAUCAAAUGUAAAUAAUUUUAAUAGCGGUAAUGAUUUAAAUAGUAGUAAUGAAAGAGAAGUUAAUUCAUUCUCAAGAGUUAGUAAAAGAUUUGAACCAAGAUCAACUUCAUCUACAAAUAUCGCUGCAAUGGAUGAUGAUGAUAAUAAACCAAUGAUUGGAAUUGGAAGAUCAAGAAAAUCAAUUUCUACAAAUAGUGUUAAUAGUAAUAAUAAUAUUAAUAAUAAUAAUACAUCAAAUACAAACACAAAUACAAACACAAAUACAAAUACAAAUACAAAUUCAAAUUCAAAUACAAAUACAAAUACAAAUUCAAAUUCAAAUACAAAUACAUCAAAUAAUAAUAGUAAUAGUAAUAAUAAUAAUAAUGGUACAAAUACAAAUGUAACAAAUAAUAAUGGAUUUCAACAUUUAAAUUUAUCAGGAUUUGAAAUGACAGAAAUUGAUGAAAAUGGAUUUAAAAAGAAAUCAUCAAAUGGAUUGAAUGGUAGUGAUGGUAUUGAAAAUGGUGAAUUAGUUUAUAAUAUUGAAUCACAAGAGGUUUGUACAUCACAUUCAUCAGCUAUAACAAGAUGUAAAUUCUUAUCAAAUGGUAGUAAGAUUGCAAGUUCUUCAAUUGAUGGUACUGUUAGACUUUGGAAUGUUGGUUUUAGUAGUAGACAAACCACUAUCUAUUGUCUCUCUGAGGUCGCCUCUUUGGAAUGGGAAAAUAGAUCAAAACUAUUACUAUGUGGUACGAUAGAUUCAAAGAUUAAAAUUUGGAAUAGUUUGACCGAUAAAGCGAUCGGUGAUAUUAACACCUCGAUUGAGUUUCCAAGAGUUGAGGAUAUUGCAUGCAAUCCAAAUGGUAAUUCAUUUGCUACCUCGUCAAUUAACAAUGGUAGAACUGAUGGUGUGGUUUAUACUUGGAAUUUGAGAACUUUGAAAACUGAAGAGAAACUAUCGAGCUCAGGUGCUGUCAUUAAUUCAAUGUCUUUUAACUCCACUGGUACUUUGCUUUCAACUGGUUGUGUCGAUGGUACAAUCAGAAUUUUCGAUAUUAAAUCUGGUUCGCCAAUUGCUGGUUGGCAAGCACAUUCAAAUGAAAUUCUAUCGGUUCAAUUCUCUUCCGAUGAGAAUAGACUCUACUCAUUGGGUAAAGAUGGUAAAUUAUAUCAAUGGAAUAUUCAUAGUAUGGGUAAACCAGUGAAAGAAUAUGAUUAUCCUGGUUUCUUGGUUGACCCUCAUCGUACAACUAAAAUCUCUUUCAAUCAUAAUCAAUCUUCAUUUUUAGUUGGUACAAAUAAUAAAUUUGCACUAUUGUAUAAUAUCGAUCAAUCUUCUCCAAUACUUCAAAUUUCUGGUCAUACUGGUCCUGUAGUAACUUGUGAUUGGAAUUCUUCAUCUCAAAGUGAUGUUAUUAUAACUGGUUCUUUAGAUAAAACUAUUAGAUUAACAAAACUAUCAAAAUCAUUUAAUAAUUUAUAA